AUGUGGCUCAAAAAAGAACAGACGCAGAAGAGCGAGAGCAGUGGCCGACCUCGCCAGAGUCGAUCGAAUACGCCAGACGCAGAAGCAAUACCCAACGUGGACGAUGACAUUGAGUAUCCGACAGGUCUGAGGCUGGCGUUCGUUAAGAUCUCGGUCUUUCUCGCCAUAUUUCUGAUGUCUCUGGACCGCCUCAUCAUCUCCACCGCCAUCCCAGAAAUCACAAACGAAUUCCAACUCCGCCGGCGACAUUGAUUGGCACGACACAGCUUACAUGUUGACAUCCUGUGCUUUUCAGCUGGUCUUCGGUAAGCUUCAUUCCUUCUCCAACAUCAAGGCGACCUACAUUGCGGCCAAUGUCCUAUUUGAGUUCGGCUCUGCUGUCUGUGGAGCCGCUCCGAAUUCGAUUGGCUUCAUUAUCGGUCGAGCAAUCGCAGGACUUCGAGCUGAGACUGGGGGCUGCUCUGACAACUGCUAUUCAUGCAUCGAUUUUUCUGACAUUGGCACUUGCAGUUCGCAAUCAUCGCCCAUCCACUACCUCUCCACAAGCGGCCAGCCUUUCAAGGACUGUUUGGUGCCAUCUUCGGAGUGUCCUCGAUAAUUGGGCCACUGGUCGGAGGUGCCUUCACCACUAAUGUCACCUGGCGGUGGUGCUUCUACAUAAACCUCUCAAUCGGUGGUGCUGCCUCGGUGGUCAUCGCCUUCCCGCUGCAGAUUCCUCAAGCCUCGAAGACGUCUUCCAGCCUCGUGGAGAAGUUUCGCAAAUCGAAUCCGCUUGGCUUACUCGCGCUCGUUCCCCGUGUCGUUUGCCUCUGCCUGGCAAUGCAGUGGGGUGGCACUGUUUACGCCUGGGGUAUCGGACGUGCCAUCGCCACGCUGACGUUGGGUCUACUGCUCCUAAUCAUCUUCGUUGGACUCCAAAUCUGGAGGGGCGAUGAAGCAAUCUUACCACCGCGCACCACCUCCCAGCGCAGCAUCGCUGCAGCGUUCUGUUUAAGCCGCUGUCUGGGCGCCCACCAGUUGAUCUUCUUGUACUACCUUCCCAUCUGGUUCCAAGCCGUUGAGGGCACAUCAGCCGUUGGAAGCGGUAUUCGACUACUUGAAAUGGUGAUCCCUGUCGUCAUAGCCUCGGUAGUAACUGGCAAGCUAAUCUCGUCGACUGGUUACUACACGCCCUUCGCGAUCGCGGGAGCCUGUCUCACCGCCAUCGCCGCCGGUCUGAUCACAACCUCCGAUGUCAACACCUCCACGGGCAUGUGGAUCGGCUACCAGAUCGUCUACGGUUCCUGCUUUGGACUCUGCGGACAGACACCCGAUAUGGCGGCGCCGACCGUCUUGGCGCGGCAAGAAGUUGCCAUUGAUGCUUCGUUCAUGUUGUUUGGCCAGCAACUCUUUGGUACGAUUUUCACUUCUAUCGGACAGAAUGUUCUGUACAACCAACUCGCUGACCUUCUGGCUGCUUUCACGAACAUCAGUCCGGCAUCGAUUCCGAGCACAGGUGUGACGGAUAUAUUCAACAGCAUUGCGGACCGAUUCCGUUCAUAG
This is a messenger RNA of Lecanosticta acicola, 1542 nucleotides long. Lineage: Eukaryota; Fungi; Ascomycota; Dothideomycetes; Mycosphaerellales; Mycosphaerellaceae. The record is from the annotation of a GenBank genome assembly.